Messenger RNA from Musa acuminata AAA Group (dessert banana), 3366 nucleotides. Its product is annotated as protein PHOX1-like. The record is from RefSeq and is a predicted model, not a curated record. Lineage: Eukaryota; Viridiplantae; Streptophyta; Magnoliopsida; Zingiberales; Musaceae. Gene Ontology annotation, molecular function: protein binding. The transcript has 3 exons. The coding region runs from base 798 to 2795 and encodes 665 amino acids.
UGCGAGCGACCUUUCAGAAGCGGCGGCUCCCUUUGCGGGGCCCACUGAGGUAGGUCGGCGGUUACCCAGAUGGGUACUAAAAAAUUAUUGGUGUUUUGGGAAUGUGCUCCAUCGCGCCACCAAGAGAACAGCUCGCCGGUUUGGCCGGCGCAUGUUGUGCUGUCAGCCUCCUCCUCCACCUCCUCAGCCCUCUUCCUUAUUAAUCCGGUCGAUUUAAUUUUUUGCUUGAUCUUGCGCACAUUUUCCUUAAUUUUGGCUCCCUCACUCCGCCCCAGCGCGACAAUCCAAGCGGAGGAAGGGGGAAGACGGCCCUCGUGAGACCGAGAUUUCUCUCACCGGGAAAGCUCGAUUAGGUGAUCCGAAUAAGGGUUCAGAUAAGUCUUUUCUGUCUUCUCUGGAGGAUUUGUGGUUCAACUAGUUGAUUUUUUUUUUGGGGGGUGGUGGGUGGGGUUGGGAGGGGAGGAGAAUCGGAUCUUGUAACCAAAUCGAGUUUUUGUUGACUGAGCGAAACCCGUCUUUCGAUUUGAAAUAUUCUUUUCGGUGUGUUGUGGCGGCUUAGACGGGGAAAAGUGGAGCUUUUGUUUCGUGCUCUAGAGUUUUCCUGGCCCCUUUCAUCGAUUGAGAGAAGACCCAUCAACCCAAUCACCUCCCAUUCCGCUGCCUUUGCCCUUUGUUUCUCUUGGAAACAGUUGAUUCGUUCUGGUUUACAGAUCACAUAUAUAGCAAUCAAAACAAAAUAAGUGAAUUUUCUUUUUUGUUGAGAAAGGUUUUAGGUUUAGAUUGUACUUGAAAUAGAAAUGGGCAAGCCGACUGCCAAGAAGAAGAGUUCAGGAAGUAAACACAGUAAUACAAACUCGAAGCACAGCAAAUCCAACGAGCACAACCCAAAAGUCUACGAUGAGGAUACGACAAUAUUCAUCGACAUGGCUCGGGAUUUAAAAGAGGAGGGCAACAUGUUGUUCCAGAGGCGGGAGUUUGAGACAGCGUUGCUGAAGUAUGAGAAGGCCACUAAGCUGCUUCCGAAGAACCACAUUGAUCUUGCAUACCUCCACAGCAACAUAGCAGCUUGUUAUAUGGAGAUUAGCCCUGAGGAUUACCACCUUGCAAUAAACGAGUGUAAUCUAGCCCUCAAGGUCUCACCCAAUUACAGCAAAGCCCUACUGAAGAGGGCCAGGUGUUUUGAAGUCUCGAACAGGUUGGAUUUAGCCUGUAAAGAUGUCGAUCUUGUUUUGAGUUCAGAACCGAACAACCUCACAGCAUUGGAGAUUUCGGAACGAGUGAAGAAGGAAAUGGAGAAAAAGGGCAUUGUAUUAGAUGAUAAGCCACUUUUUCCACUGCCAGAAUCCUUGACAGUGAAAGAAAAGCCAAGGAAGAUGAAGAAUAGCCACAAGUCCAUGAAGAAGCUAGUUGAUAUGCAGGAGAAAUAUGCUGAAGUUAAGGAGAAGCCUAUGAAGAGCAUGAAGUUAGUUUUUGGGGAAGACAUAAGAUUGGCUCAGAUACCAGCUGAUUGUACAAUGUUGCAGUUGAGGGAGAUUGUUGGCAGCAAAUUUCCAAGCUUGAAAGCUGUCCUUAUCAAAUAUAAGGAUAAAGAGGGUGAUUUGGUAACAAUCACUACAUCUGAAGAGCUGAGAUGGGCGGAAAAAUCUGCAGACUCGCCAGGGUCUGUUAGGCUGUUUAUUGUUGAAGUUAGUCCUGAGUUUGAACCUUUGCUUGAAGAGGAAAAAAACAGCUCUUCAAGGAGGAAGCUGGACAGAGAAAAUAAUUGCAUAUCUGAAAGUGGGAACACAAGACGUGAUGAUGACAGGGUCUCUUCAGUUUAUGUUGAUGACUGGAUUGUGCAAUUUGCUCAGCUAUUCAAGAACCAUGUUGGAUUCAGCUCUGAUGCAUCUCUGAACCUUCAUGAAUUGGGAACGAAACUAUAUUCAGAUGCAGUGGAAGAGACAGUCACAAGCGAAGAGGCACAGGAAAUUUUUCAACUUGCUGAGGAUAAAUUUCAGGAGAUGGCAUCUCUGGCCUUGUUUAACUGGGGAAACGUGCAUAUGUCGCGAGCAAGGAAAAGAUUGUCCUUACCAGAAAAUGCCUCAAACGAGUCACUGCUUGCACAGAUGAAAACUGCAUAUGAAUGGGCUCAGACUGAGUAUGUUAAAGCGGGAAAGUGUUAUGAUGAAGCCUUGGAAAUUAAGCCUGACUUCUAUGAAGGUCGUGUUGCGCUUGCGCUGCAACAGUUUGAGCAAACAAAACUUUCAUGGUAUUAUGCAAUUGGAAGCAAGGCAGAUUUGGAGAAGUGGCCAUCAUCGGAAGUCCUAGAGCUAUUCAACCAUGCCGAGGAUAAUACUGAAAGGGGAAUGGAGAUGUGGGAAGAGAUAGAAGAUCAGCGGUUAAAGGGACUAUCUAAACCCAACAAGGAAAAAACCUUGUUGCAAAAGAUGGAUCUUGAAGACUACUUCACAGAGCCCUCAACUGAUGAGGCAGCAGAAAUUGCUUCAAAUAUGAGGUCUCAGAUAAAUAUAUUAUGGGGAACCAUUCUUUAUGAGCGGUCUGUUGUGGAAUUCAAAUUAGGCAUUCCAAUGUGGGAAGAGUGCCUUAAGGCAGCGGUAGAUAAAUUUAAGCUAGCAGGUGCUUCUCCAACUGACAUUUCUGUUAUGAUAAAAAACCACUGUGCCAAUGAAACUGCCCAAGAAGGAUUAGGCUUCAAGAUUGAUGAGAUAGUUCAGGCAUGGAAUGAGAUGUAUGAUGCAAAAAAGUGGAUAAGCGGUGUUCCAUCAUUUAGGCUUGAGCCUUUAUUGUGGCGAUGAGUCCCGAAGCUGCAUGAUACAUUGGAGGCAUCAGUUUAGAAUUUAUGGGCAUUAUUGAGAAUAUCAAACCGUAUUUUGCUAUCUGCUGUCUGUGUUUUAAAUAGGUAUGUUUUAGUUCAUGGGCCGGUGCAUCUAAUUGUUUACUUUUGCGUAGAAGAGUUCGUUUCCGGAGUCAUAGCAAAAUUCUUUUUUUUCCCUCUCGUGUACCGGUCUGGCGAUACUUGCUCGUAGAACUGAACUUCCGUGUGGGAGUGCUUUUUUCUUCCUUUCAUGCACCAGGCCGGGGAUCCUGGUGCUAUAUACGUCUUGAUACUUGCUCAUGGAGCAUAACUUCUAUGGAGUUGAGAGCCUGACCAGCCCUCUUCAUGUUGGUUGCAGAAUUUUGAUUCUUUGUUUCUAAUGUUUUCCCUAGCAUAUUGUAUGUUAGUAUUCAUUUGUGCUAAAGUCUUGUUCUUCAUCUGUUGCAUAUUCAUUUUUUUGACCAUUAUGCUUCUGGUCUGUAUCGAACAUACAGGUUAUUCAUUUCAGAAAAAAAAAUAAUUUGAAUAAAUUACUCUGGUAAUUUAUGGUC